GUUCUGAUUAGCUGGUCGGAGUCAUUCUUUGCAUUUUUCCAACCUCGUAACACAAAGGAGCAGCCAUGUCGACGACGACGGUGACCGCAACCACCACUCAGGCGCAGCCGAUCACGGCCGAGACCAUCCUCCGCCUCUUCCCCGACAUCGACACCACCAGCGAGGCGCUGUCUGGCCACGAUGAGGAGCAGAUCCGCCUGAUGGACGAGGUGUGCAUUGUCACGGACGAGAACGAUGCGCCAAUUGGCACUGCCAGCAAGAAGAUUUGCCACCUGAUGACCAACAUCGACAAGGGCCUCCUGCACCGCGCCUUUUCAGUCUUCCUCUUCAACGACAAGAACGAGCUGCUCCUCCAGCAGCGCGCCUCGGAAAAGAUCACCUUCCCCGACAUGUGGACCAACACCUGCUGCUCCCACCCUCUGAGCAUUCCCACCGAGACCGGCGCCAACCUGGUUGACUCCAUUGCUGGAGCGAAGCGAGCGGCUCAGCGCAAGUUGGAACACGAGCUGGGCAUCAAGCCGGAGCAGGUUCCCUUUGAAGACUUUCACUUCCUGACUCGAAUCCACUACAAGGCUCCCAGCGACGGCAAAUGGGGCGAGCAUGAGAUCGACUACAUCCUCUUCAUCAAGGCCAACGUCGACGUCAACCCCAACCCCAACGAAGUCCAGGCCACCCAGUACGUUACCGCCGACGGCCUGAAGAAGCUCUUUGAGGACCCCAGCCUCAAGUUCACUCCCUGGUUCAAGCUCAUUUGCAACUCAAUGCUCUUUGAGUGGUGGGGGAGCCUUGAUUCCGGCCUGGAAAAGUACACAAACGAGCAGGAGAUUCGACGAAUGCUGUAAUUGGGGCUCUAUACGAAUACGACGGGAUGUAAUACGAAUAAGCGGGCGAAAUAGACAACUCCUUUGCGAGGGCUAUAUAAUGAUGGGAGAUGCUGCAUGUCAGGCCGCCGAGGCUGCACAGCCGAUGUGACGGCCAUUUUUUCCGCAAGUUACGAUGAUUGUUAGAUGUCCUAGAAGAAGAGUAGAAUUUAGAUACCAAAAUGCGAUGAUCAAGAUGCUAUGG
This is a messenger RNA of Trichoderma reesei QM6a, 1065 nucleotides long. Its product is annotated as sopentenyl-diphosphate delta-isomerase-like protein. The record is from RefSeq and is a predicted model, not a curated record. Lineage: Eukaryota; Fungi; Ascomycota; Sordariomycetes; Hypocreales; Hypocreaceae. The transcript has 3 exons. Gene Ontology annotation, molecular function: isopentenyl-diphosphate delta-isomerase activity. Gene Ontology annotation, biological process: isoprenoid biosynthetic process; isopentenyl diphosphate biosynthetic process. Bases 66 to 842 code for a protein of 258 amino acids. Gene Ontology annotation, cellular component: cytoplasm.